ACCAUGGCCAUUUUAGAGAGCGUACCUGGCGUCACCGCCGAAGUACGAGUGAACAACAUAGCGGUCAAGGAGUAUGUCGACACGACCACGGAGGAUCCUCCGAACACAGUAAUCAAGUAUAUCGAAGCCAUAUCUGGACAAAACUUCACCGUGAAUUGGCAGUUCCAGCCGAAUUUUGUCCAUCGCAAUCACUCAAUUUACGCCAUCAUCUAUAUCGAUGGCAAGAACGUCUGUUCGCAGACUACCAUCGUGGAAAAGUUUCGGGGUAAUUGUUGUCGUCACGAGGAAGUGGGAGACAUCCGAAGCUAUCAAGGGGAGCAGCGGGUGAUGCAGAAGUUCGCGUUUUCGGCCAUCACAAUCGACGACGACAGCGAACGAGUUAUCUGUGACUCCUUAAAGCACAAGGUAGAUACUCUGGGUGAGAUCAAAAUCAAGUUGCUCAGGGUGAAGCACUUGGGCUACCAUGUCUCCUCCAAUCGCCGCGGACAUAGAAUCGCUUCCAUCGACAAGAUCCCAGAAAAAGCUUUGAAAGGAAAUGCCACCUCUCACCAACUUGGGCUGGAUCAACCCAUACCGAUACCGAGUGGCUCAGGCAGACGCACAGAUUUCGAUUACAUUGAUCAGAAGAGCUCUCCUUUCGCCAUCUUCAGUUUCAAGUACCGCUCUGUUGAAGCUCUGAAAGCGCUCCACAUCAUACCCCGAACUCCGCCUCCACGCCAGAAGGACUCCACGGAAUAUUUGAUCAAGAAAGAAGCUGAGAGUGAGAAUGCACGCAAACGUACCAGAGACAACUCGCAGGCUUCGAACAGCGUCGAAGGACGACCAACGAAGCGCGCGAAGGCCGACGUGAUCGACCUUACAGGUGAUGAUUGAGACCGGCAGUGGAGGAGAGAGCCAUGAGCAUCAUGAUUUGCUCGGCUUCUUGUGCUACAGUUCCAUGCUUUACGUCCUCUUAUUCUCGGCAAGGGAGGCAUAUGGAAUCCAUGGGAGACACGAAGGGGAUGAGGAGCAUAGUUUCUAAAAACUUUGGUAGCUGCGGCAUGAUUGAUUAGCAG
This is a messenger RNA of Aplosporella prunicola CBS 121167, 1055 nucleotides long. RefSeq lists its product as uncharacterized. The coding region runs from base 4 to 873 and encodes 289 amino acids. NCBI's taxonomy places the organism in Eukaryota, Fungi, Ascomycota, Dothideomycetes, Botryosphaeriales, Aplosporellaceae. The transcript has 5 exons. The record is from RefSeq and is a predicted model, not a curated record.